AUCGCCACACCUUUUUUGUAGCCUUCCUGCCCCCUGCGACAUUAUAAAAACCACUCACCUGCCUGCAGACUUUGUCACUCGAGGUACGACCCACUGAAGUUCAGACCGCUGGUACAACCCACAGAAGUCCGCCACGAUGAAAGUCAAGGAUAUGUCAAUCAAGCUGGGUAAUGAGUUGAAGAUCCGCGUCAAACCUAGUGAGAACUGCGAGAGUUUUGCCAUCAACAUCGGUCACGAUCCUGAGAACAUCGCAAUGCACUUCAACCCCCGCUUUAGCAGCAACAACAUCGUCUACAACUCUUUGUCCGGGGGAUGCUGGGGCGAUGAGAUGCACGACGGGAACUUCCCAUUCGCUCGUGGAGAGGAAUGCAAGUUUUACAUCAGCUUCAACAACGAGCAGUUUUACAUCAAACUUCCCGAUGGCACCAUGAUAAACUUCCCCAACCGCCUGGGAGAUGUCAAGUACAAGUACUUCGAUGUAAGCGGUGACGCAAGGAUCGUUGGCAUCAAGCUCAAGUAGAGGCUGACCUCUUCUUAAGCCGUGACCCUUCACCUGUCUACCUUUUGCUUGUUGCUAAAAGAGUCUCAUGUUUUACAUAACUGAGCCCAGGCCUCACUGUUCAUCUUUUGUCCUGCUGAAAACUAACAUGAGAAAUGUAAGCUACCUUAGAUUUCUGAUGGUGCAAUGAGGAGGAAUGGCCGUAAGAUGGAGCCCUAGCACAUCUUACAUCACUAUGCUUGGCCUGCAGCUCAGCAAUGCUGGAUUUGUUAAUAAAAGCUG
Archocentrus centrarchus (flier cichlid) is the source of this 781-nucleotide messenger RNA. RefSeq names its product galectin-2-like. Gene Ontology annotation, molecular function: carbohydrate binding; laminin binding; galactoside binding. The transcript is spliced from 5 exons. Bases 137 to 520 code for a protein of 127 amino acids. The record is from RefSeq and is a predicted model, not a curated record. NCBI's taxonomy places the organism in Eukaryota, Metazoa, Chordata, Actinopteri, Cichliformes, Cichlidae.